UUUCAGGCAUUUUUUGGAUUUGGACAAGCAGCAGAAAUUUUUAUCAGACUAGAUGAUGCGGAUAACAGGAAGGUUGCGAAAAUUCGUGGUGAAGAAGGCGGUCAAGAGGUACAUUUUUUGUUUUAUGAUGGUGAAACAAUAUCUGGUACUGUGGAAAUAGCUGUUAAAAAAAAAUUUGAUCAUCAAGGAAUAAAAAUUGAAUUUAUUGGUCAAAUUGAGGUUUAUUAUGAUCGUGGUAACCAGAAUGAUUUUAUAACAUUAAUGGAGGAAUUAGCUCGUCCAGGUGAACUCACGCAGAAUGCAGUAUUUCGGUUCGAAUUUCCAAAAGUUGAAAAACCAUUCGAGUCAUAUGUUGGUACCAAUGUCAGAUUGCGUUAUUUUCUGAGAGUAGUGGUUGUGCGAAGGUUAACUGAUAUUGUUCGUGAAAUGGAUAUAAUUGUGCAUACGCUUUCGUCAUAUCCAGAUACGAAUAACAAUAUUAAAAUGGAAGUUGGUAUUGAAGAUUGUUUGCACAUAGAAUUCGAAUAUAAUCGCUCCAAAUAUCACCUAAAGGAUGUAAUUGUUGGAAAAAUAUAUUUUUUACUGGUUCGAAUCAAAAUCAAAUUUAUGGAGAUUGCAAUAAUAAGGCGAGAGACUGUUGGAAAUGCACCUAAUGUAUUCAAUGAAAAUGAAACAAUAGCAAAAUAUGAAAUAAUGGAUGGCGCACCAGUAAGAGGAGAAUCGAUUCCAAUACGUCUUUUUCUUGCUGGUUAUGACUUGACGCCAACUAUGCGUGACAUUGGUAAAAAGUUUUCUGUUCGCUAUUUUCUAAAUCUCGUUCUGGUUGAUGAAGAAGAUCGUCGUUAUUUCAAACAACAGGAAAUGACCUUGUGGCGUAAAGCGGAUAAAAUCAGCCGACAUAUGUCCGAAGAGAAUCUAGCCAAAACAAAAACAAAUGGAGAUACAGGAGCUGUUCAACAGUCAAAAGAAAUGAAGAUCAGCAAAUAA
Molecule: messenger RNA, 987 nt
Organism: Thelazia callipaeda (thelaziosis nematode)
Lineage: Eukaryota; Metazoa; Nematoda; Chromadorea; Rhabditida; Thelaziidae
Source: the annotation of a GenBank genome assembly